This is a messenger RNA of Paramormyrops kingsleyae, 2495 nucleotides long. The record is from RefSeq and is a predicted model, not a curated record. NCBI's taxonomy places the organism in Eukaryota, Metazoa, Chordata, Actinopteri, Osteoglossiformes, Mormyridae.
UCGCAGAACUUUAAAGUGGACCGAGGCAAAAUCAUCCCUCUGUUAGCAAGGCGACAGCCCAUCAAUAUCACGCACACUGGCAUGCAAAUAAUCUCAGCCACUGUAUACCUGGGCGGCUUUAAUCCACCUGCCGCUUUCAUCCCUCCUUUGUUAAUCAUUAUUUGCAUGCGAAACCAGCAAACGCGUUUCCUGAUGAGCUGAGCUGAACUUCGUUUCCAUCAGCACUAUGAGUUUCUUUGGGAAGUUGAAGAGCCUUGGACCCCCAGCUCCACCCAAAAGGAUUGAUAACAGCCCUGCUUAUGACUGGCCGGAAAAUGAGUUUGAUGAGGAUGACUGCGAUACCUAUGAGGCCCCGCCGUGUGAGCGACCUGUCCUGACGGUGACCCGAAGGCCAGUGGAGGGCAAUGUUUACAUAGAGAGAUCCCCCGCUGCUGUUCCUCCAAGACAGGCCUCACCCCCCCGUCCAGCUAAGAUGAUGCCCGUCGGCAAAGUCCCGAAACCGGAGCCACACAGGGAUUUCGAUGAAAUGCAUGUCCAACUCAGUGCCAGAAAACCACCACAAGUUAAUCGCAAGGAGAAGCCUGGAACGAAGAUCCCCCCAGCACGGGCUGCUCCAGUCCCUGUCCAAGUAACCCAGUGUGAGGAAGAUGUGUACCUGGACCCAAAUGAAGGACAGGAGGAUAGUGACGACCUUUAUGUAGAGCCUCAUGGAGCUUGUCCCUCAAGUUCCCCCAAUACUCGGGCCCCUAUGUGGAUGCCCACCUCUCCCAAAACCGCACCCUAUGAAGCUCAAGCUCCCAUAAUGAAGCCGCCAGUGCCCACCACCAAGGCUAAUGCAGCCAUGCCAAGUAACGUUUCAGCUCCGCCUCCUGCCCAUGAAGUCAGGCCCCCCCAACCAAAGCGCCCCCCUCGCAUCCCAGGCCUGAAACCCCCCAUCCCAUCCCCCAAGAAGGAAGCAAAGUCCAGCAUGUCAUACAGCCCCCCACCUCAGCCAGCCAUGGAGUUCCACACAGCAGGUAAAGGCAGCCCAACUGCUGUGAAAGCGCCCCCCAUAUCAGGGAUAGAGGCGUCACGUCUGCUGGACAUGGAGUGGUUUGCUGGGAGCUGUGACCGCAAGGAGGCUGAGGCAGUGCUGCACAUGGUGAACAAGGAUGGAGCCUUCCUGAUACGCCACAGCUCAGCGCAAAGCACGCGGCAGCCAUACACACUGGUGGUGCUGUACCGCGAGAAAGUCUACAACAUCCCUGUACGCUUCUUGGAGGAGACGCAGAGCUAUGCCCUAGGCAAAGACGGCAAGAAAUCUGAGGAGUUUUAUGGAAGCCUUAUGGAUAUCAUCUCUCACCACAAGAAUAACCCCAUCGUCCUGAUCGACAGCAAAAGUCAGGCGACACACACCACAUAUCUCAGCCACGCCGUCCGCCCGUGACACAAAUGGCUCCUGAUGCUGUUUCAUUAAUGACAACUGUAUCAUGCAUUGAACAUCGAUUCUCUUAUAAUUUAAAUAGACACUGAAACCUGCAGUGCUGGAUGUCUAUGUUCAGUCUGUAUACCUUAGCACAAUUCCCUUUCACAGCAUAGAUAACCAUUUACGCACUGACAGAGUACAGCCUUUAAUACACCCUCAGAUGGCCACACACAGUUCCAGCAGCUAUACAUUUAUACCUAACUUUUGUGUCUAGUGUACUUUUAUACUUAGGAGGAAAAAAAAGAAAAAAAAACUUAAAUAAAAUGUGAUCACAGCCCAAUUUUUCCUCACAUUUACAUAAUUGUUUAGACAGGGCAUGUAAUAACUGACUUAUUAAUAAGUAUAGAUUUUAUUAUAGUUAUUAUUAUUUAUAAAUUAACUUUUUUGGACUUUAUCAUUUUGUGAAAUACUUUUUAUUUCCUUCUGGAAGUGCCAUGGGCCCCUAUGGUCUUCAUGCUCUCUCACCACUUUUGUACCUGCAGGUCCCCUUUUGUGAAACAUCAGCAUUAUUGGUGCAGAGCUGCAGUCUGUUCCAACAGCCCUGCAUUUGUUUAUUCUGAGUUGCUGUUGUAAUCACAGUAUGGGGUCCCUAGCACUGUUCUGUUUUCAUUUGGAAGUACCUGAUUAAAUGACAGUUUCAUCUAGAUCAUAACUUUUGACACUGAUAGUGGCAGAUAAACAUAACCUUUCUAAAUACACAAAGUUUUGGUUAGAUGUGAUUAUUUAACUGUUAUCUACGAUUUGAUUAUGAAUUAUAAAUUUAUGAAUUUAUUAAUAUAGCUGAGAACUUCAAGGCUCACCAUUCCAUCAGUAUGGAAAGCUAUCCUAUUUUAUGGGUGGAAUGAAUUACAAGAGUGUUUUACACUGGCAAGUGUCUAUGUGGAAUUCUCUGUGCAGUAGACGAAUAUUCAUUUGUAAUUAGUGGUUAACCACUGUUUGUGCUGGUGCAGCUGCAUGGUCAUCACUCUUUUCAUUACUUUUGGAUUAUAAUCUUUUAAAGCCUAAAGUAUAUAAAAAAUUAAGCACUCUU